AUGUUUGCACGCCAAUGUGUUAUCUAUGAGAUCAUGAGGGUCUUUCUCCACGUCGAGGUGUCAUUAUCUGAGUUUAACGCCCCUGUUACAUCAAGCCUUGAAGAUUACGACACCCUUUGGCGUUUUCUGAGAAGCCUGCCAUGUUUGAGAGAUUGUGUGUUUCCAGAAAGAUCGAGCAAAGAAGCAUGGGCCGCUUGCAUCUCCGGGUCGUACGAUAAAGGAUACCUUGCUGUGGUGUUUGGUGGGUCACUGAAAUUUAGGUCUGACGAUGACGAUACGUUCUUCAAGUUCAAGCUGGAGCCACUCAAGGUCGACUUCUCCCACCGGCUUGGUCGUCGUUUUGGCCAUGAUCGAUUCUUUGAAGUUCUCAUGCCACAACUUUCGGGCCGUCACAUACCCCCUUCUUUGGAGGCGCUGGGUCACCGUGGGCCAAUGAUCAUCACCAAUUGGCUCGUGGAUUCUACACAUCCCUUGAUAGGAUGGCUGUGGAAGCCUUUUAUGGUAAAGGACAAAGAGAGGAGAAAGAAGAAGCAGAUGAUUGUCAUGAAAGACGUUGAAGCUGUUGAUAGUUCAUUCCGCAUAUUCUUUUUCGCAGUUGAUGGUCCUAAAUUUGUGAAAAAGGAUCGUCUUAUCACUAAUCCAGAUCCCAAGAUUGGCCACCCGAAGAUGUCCAUACCGGUGUUGCUAGAUUGUGUGCGGCCCAUCAACAAGGAAAACGAAACCCAGCCAUUCUUGAAAAUUUUCAAUCGAACGACCCUGGCCUUGUCUCGCAAUUCGGCGACUAUUGUGCUUCAGCCAGAGCAAAUUAGGAUCAUGCCAAAAAAUAUUAUCUAUGGAGAUGACCCAAAUAAUGUGAUGAAUGAUGGCUGUGGCCGGAUGUCCACUGCUCUAGCUACGAGAAUCAAAGAACACCUCGGGUUGUCCUCUACUCCAACCGCAUUUCAAGGUAGAAUUGGAGAAGCCAAAGGAUUGUGGGUUGUCGAUCGCCAUGACAAGGGAGGAGAUAUUUGGAUAGAGACAUAUCCAUCUCAGCGAAAAUGGGUCAGAGGGGAAAAACGUGGUGGUAACGAUAAGGAGUGGGAGGCCCCAAGUCACCGUACCUUCGAAGUACUCAAGUUUUCUGGGCCGCUGAAAUCUGCCGAUCUCAAUCUACAAUUUCUUCCUCUGCUAAUGGACCGCGCAAACAAUCCAAAGCUCAUGAAAAAAGCCAUUUCUGAUAUCUUGGAAGAAGGAUUGGCUUUGAAAGUGCAGGAAAUCCAAGAGGCCAUGGAUGACCCUCAGUCCUUCCGAAAGUGGGUCAGAGACAGAAAUCCGAAUCUAAAAGAGCAUUUAAGAGGGAGCAUUGCUUACAAGGCCGGCUUACCAGUUGUUCGCGAGGAGCGUCUGAACGUUUUCCUGGAUGCUGGGUUCGAUCCCAGAAGGAUUAUGUUCAUGAAAGAAAUGGCGAAGGAUGCAUUCAAGAGCAGAACAGACGAGCUCAAGGAAAGAUUGAACAUCACAGUCGGACGAUCUACGUAUGCGUACUUGGUUCCUGAUUUCUGGGGAGUUCUUGAAGAAGGUGAGGUAUACAUUGAUUUCUCCUCAUUCAUCGACAACGUCUCCGGGUGUUCUGGCACCACGCUCGAUGGGGACGAGAUUCUUGUAGCUCGAUCGCCAGCUCAUUUUGUGAGCGAUAUUCAGAAGGUCAAAGCUGUCAUAAAGCAAGAGCUAGUUGGCCUGAAGGAUGUCAUAGUAUUCUCUACGAAAGGAAAGCCUUCAUUGGCCGACAAGCUAUCCGGAGGAGACUUCGAUGGGGACAUCGCUUGGGUUUGUUGGGAGCCGACUAUCGUCAAUGAUUUUACAUCAGCAGAGGUGCCGGAAGCUUACAACCUGGUCAAAGAGGGCCUGAUUCGACAGGAUAAGACGACAUACAAGGAAUUGGUCGGUAAUACCGAGAGCACUGAGGAUGGAGUGUCAUUGUUCUUGAAAAAGAGCUUUGAUUUCAACAUGCGGCAGAAUCUGCUUGGAAUCUGCACAUCCUUCAAGGAGAGUGUGUGCUACACUGAGAAAACAGUGGACUCUGAGGCAUCUCGGUAUCUCAGCCAGCUUCUCAGUAAUCUGGUUGAUCAGGCAAAACAGGGAUACGAAUUCGAUGAAGAUGCUUGGACCUACUUCAAAGAUGCAAAAGUAAGGGAUGCAAGAGGCAAGAAGAUAAAACCUCGCAAGCCACGCUACAAAACCGAGGACCCUGUUGCAAAUGCGGAUCACAUCAUUGACCACCUGAAAUAUGUUGCGGAAAAGACCAUUGACAAAGCGCUCGAAGGCUUCCAUCAGACCUUCCCAGAUCCUCCAUACUGGGAUGGUGAAUUGGCAACGUACUUCUACAAAUUCGCCGACCUCGCGACGCGAGAUCCUGUAUGGGAAAAGCUACUGGGAGAUCUGAAAGCAGACAUCGAUGUUCUAAAGAAAAUAUGGACCAAGAAGUUCCAGCGUGGUCAUAGCAGCAAGCGUAACCCAAACAGUAAAGACGGCGAUGAGGCCAUAGAGGACUUUACGGAAUUCUGUGGCGAUUUGUACGAGCGCUUCCAUGAGAUCCAACCUCACGAGGAAACAGUUGCGUCGCAGGCCUUGACUAUCACGCCAGGAACGAACUCUGAGCUAUCAGGUUGGGAACUCUUGAAGGCAUCAACUGCUGUAGCGGCAUUUGCGAAUUACAGUCGUCCACGGAACCCCCUACGGCUGUACGUAAGCAGCUUCGUUUGGUGGAUGGGCGGCAAGCAGCUCUGCCAUUUGAAGGCAAUGUGCAAUACCGAUCCUCCAUAUGCGGUUGUACCGUCGAUUUAUACCGUUCUGAAGCCGGACUCCACCAUUAUCAGACGGUUGAGGAGUGAUGGCCAGGCUGCGAAUAUGGAGGAUUCGGCUAGCAUUGCGAAUGAAGCUGAUUUGGACGCCGUGGACGACGAGUGA
Messenger RNA from Cadophora gregata, 2946 nucleotides. RefSeq lists its product as uncharacterized. Gene Ontology annotation, biological process: siRNA processing. Bases 1 to 2946 code for a protein of 981 amino acids. Gene Ontology annotation, molecular function: RNA-directed RNA polymerase activity. The record is from RefSeq and is a predicted model, not a curated record. NCBI's taxonomy places the organism in Eukaryota, Fungi, Ascomycota, Leotiomycetes, Helotiales, Ploettnerulaceae. Gene Ontology annotation, cellular component: nuclear RNA-directed RNA polymerase complex. The transcript has 2 exons.